This is a messenger RNA of Paramecium sonneborni, 1301 nucleotides long. The record is from the annotation of a GenBank genome assembly. NCBI's taxonomy places the organism in Eukaryota, Ciliophora, Oligohymenophorea, Peniculida, Parameciidae.
AAGAAAUGUAAUAAGAAGAAGCAGUAGAGUAAAUGUUAGAAUAAGGUGGAAUUCCAAUUUCUUAAUUAUGCAAUUCUCGUGUUAAUAUUGAUUUACUUUAAUGUCCCAUUUGUUUUAAUAUUUUAUGGAAACCAAUAGCAUGUGGAUAAGAUAGAUGUUUUUCAUCAUUUUGUUAAUUUUGUAUUGAAUCUUGGUUAAAUUAGAAAAAGUAUUUAUGUAGAUAUAUUUUUAGUGCAUAGUCUACAUUAGAAGAGGAAGAGGGAACUUUUGCAAAUGAAAAUAAUUGUCCAAAGUGUAAGAGAGUUUUUAUAAAAACUGAGAUACCUCUAGUGAAGGUAUUAUUAUCAUAAAUUGAAUUGAAAUGCGUUCAUUAAGGUAUUUUAAGGAAUUAUAAGAUUGUAUUUAGGUGAUACCAUAUGAAGAAUAUGAAAACCAUAUUAUUAAUUGUAAAGAAAAAAAGAAAUAAUGCAGAGGUUGUUAAUAAUACAUUUUAUAAAAUAAACUAGAGGAACAUGAGACAGAAUGCUCUUAGAUUCCUGUAGAAUGCUAGAAGUGUCAUAAAAUUAUGCCUAAAAUUGAACUUGAAUUUAAACACGAUAAAUAUGUAAUAAAUUUAUCAUUUAAUAAAAGAAUUGUAUAGACAACCUAUUUAAGAUUUAAGAUUAAAAAUUGGAGAAUCUUUAUAACUAAUAUUUAAUUUGUGAUGACAUAAUUAAUUAUUAUGAAGAGAAAAUUGGUAGAAUGAUAAAUGGAGAUUUAAUUGUAUUAAAUGAAUAUAAUUUUUUUACUAUUUUUAAUGCCAAUUAUCAAUUCACAAAUGAUAAUUUAUACAUUGCAAGACUUGUAAGGUAUUAUUAAUAAUAUUUAUUAGAAAUUCAUACAACUAUAAUAAAUAAAAAAAUGAUUUCCUUCAUUUUUAUGUUGAUUAUCAUUUUACAACUGGAUUGGAAGGUUAUGAAUGGAGAACUCGUUUAAUUCGUUUGAGAGGUAAUUUAUUAAUCGGAGUUUGUUCAUCAUAAUUAUCUAAUUCUGUUGAUUUUAUAGUAAAUAGAUUAGGAGAAGUAAAAAAAAAGGAGGAAAAUGAUAAUAGAUAUCAUAUUAUUAGAAAAGUGAAUUUUACUUUUGGAGAAGGUGAUGUUAUAAGAUUUCAAAUAUUACCAUUCAUGUAAUGUUUAAGAAUUACAAAUGAAACAAGACAUUUAACAUUUUGCUUCAAUAGAAAUGAAUUAUAAGAGAUGGGAGAUUAAUAUUUCAGUUUCUUUAGUCUUGAGUAUUAAGGAGAUGCUCUUCAAUUUUUAUGA